AUGAACAACAAUCAUACCUCCACUCCCUCUGCUUCAUCGGAUUCAAAACAGAUGAACCAUCAAACGAAUGGACGCGUUCACUAUCCACCACCUCCACCACGAACAUCCAAUUCUCUCCAUUCUAACCUUUCUCAGCAGUUACAACAACAAACUCCAUUCAUCAUUGAUAACAACAACAAUAAGAACUACUCCAAUUUAAAUUUCAACCAAAUGAUGCUCAAUAACCAAAUGAUGAUGAACAAUCCAAUCUUCUUUCAAAACCAUUUACUUUCCCAACAACAACAACAACAUGUAAAUCUCGGGAUCAACAACAACAAUAUGCAAAUUCCCAUUACAAUAAUUCCAAAUAAUAAUUCUUCUACAUCAUCACAGGCAACAACAAACGAUAACAGCGCAGUGGAUGUAGGAGACUUUGCUUUAUUUCAACAGGAACAGGCCAAACAAUUCUCUUUGUUUCAACAACAACAAGCAGCCAUGUUUUUGCAAAUGGCAGCACUUCAGCAACAACAGCAGCUUGAGACUCUUGCAAACGGAGUGUUAGGUCCAUAUUUCCAUGCUUCUCUCUCGAAUUCAAUGGCUUCGUAUGGAGGUGAAGAUGAUACCGGUUCAUCAUCAACAAUGCCCAUGUUUAUUCCAACCUCCACAAGCACACCAUCGGUUAACAUGCUCAACACAAACAACAACAAUCAUAACGGUAGUGCUGCUACUCUCGAUCUUUAUUCAUCAUCCCCUAUGAAGGAUUCAUUAUUGAGUUCGAGUCCAUCCAAUCAAAUGUCUGUUUCCGUUGAUAGCCACUCAACGAACACAGACAACGAUCCAGAAAAUGAAGACAAAAGAAGUCAAAUCUUUAUGACCAAUCAAAGAAGAACAGGUCCUGUGAGACGAUCAAAAAAAGGUGGUUGGUCUGAGGAAGAGGAUGAAAUGCUUCGUAGAGCUGUGCAACUCUAUGGAGGUAAAAAUUGGAAGAAAAUUGCUGAAACACUUCAAAACAGGACAAGUGUGCAGUGUUUACACAGAUGGCAAAAGGUACUCAAUCCAAAUCUUGUGAAGGGACCGUGGACAAAAGAGGAAGAUGAAACCAUUCUCCAGCUUGUAAAAACCUAUGGAGCAGAGAAUUGGAGCAUGAUUGCUUCUCAUUUACCUGGAAGAAUUGGAAAGCAAUGUAGAGAAAGAUGGUAUAACCAUUUAGAUCCAAAUAUCAAGAAAGAUCCUUGGACUGAAGAAGAGGAACAAUUGCUGUUAGAAGCUCAACGAAAGCUUGGAAACAAAUGGGCAGAGAUUUCAAAACAAAUACCUGGAAGAACUGAUAAUGCUUGCAAAAAUCACUUCAAUUCUCUAAUUGCUCGUGAAAAGAAAAAAUCAUCAUCAAAAGAUUGCGCAACAACAGAGACCACCACUGCUAAGAAAACAAAAAAGCCUUCUUCAAAGAAAGAUGACACUGCUGCAGCAAGGUCUAAACACAAAAGGUCACUGUCAGACACAGUUUUUUAUCAAAGCUUUAAGUAUGAGCCUAAGGAUUCUUUGUUAGCUCCUCCCACUUUGUCACCAAUGGCCACAUCAAAUAAUUCUGGCAAUAACUCGCCCAGAUCUAACACCGGGCUUCCACCACCACAUCCAUCAUCUCAACCAAAUAUUUUCCCCACUUUUGUAAAUCCAUCAUCAUCGAAUGUCACUCCAUUCUCCCUCAAUUUUCCAUUUUCCAACACGAGUGUACCUGUAGUGAUACCUAAUGGAAAUAUUGUACAACAAAACAUCAUCCCACUAUCAAGACAAAAUGUACAAAAAUCCCAAGACACUCCUAGCCAAUUAAUAAUACCAAACAUAGAUAUUACCUCACCAAACUCAACAGCCACUCCAAGCGAUCUCUUCCAUGACGCUUCUGCUUUUGACGCAACAGAAGGUCCCAACUCAGUUUUAUCAGAUGUGCAAGACACUCUUAUUAAUCAAGUUGGAUCAAGCUUUACCAACUUUGAUAAUUUUGAAUUUGAGAAUGAGGUAUUAAUUCAUGAGAAUAGCAAUGAAGAAGGAAGCAACAACAGCGUCACAAGCAGUCAUGGACAAAAGAAUGCUCGACCAUCCACAGUAUUUGAUGAGGAAAUGGACUUCAAUGAUAUGGAUGAAUCAGAGUUGCAUAACUUUUUGGACGAAGACGAUGAAGAUGAACAGACAAACAGUGGUCUGUUACCACCAUCAUUUAUGGAACUAGAUAGCAGACAAGUGAAACGAAAGAAGUUUAAUCACAUUUUCCAUAACAGAUCUAUUUCAUUUGAUGUUUCACAAUUGCAAAAUAAGGAUCAGUUUUUCUAG
Messenger RNA from Naegleria lovaniensis, 2307 nucleotides. RefSeq lists its product as uncharacterized. The record is from RefSeq and is a predicted model, not a curated record. NCBI's taxonomy places the organism in Eukaryota, Heterolobosea, Eutetramitea, Acrasida, Naegleriidae. Gene Ontology annotation, biological process: regulation of DNA-templated transcription. Gene Ontology annotation, cellular component: nucleus. Gene Ontology annotation, molecular function: RNA polymerase II cis-regulatory region sequence-specific DNA binding; DNA-binding transcription factor activity, RNA polymerase II-specific. The transcript has a single exon. Bases 1 to 2307 code for a protein of 768 amino acids.